UGGGAGUUGUUGAUGUCAUGGAGAGAGAGAUCAGGUGUUUGAUCUACAUGUGAAAGAGAAGUCUGUCUCCCUCAGACUCAGCCUCGGCCUCAGCAUCAGCUACUCCUGCAGGCUGCACCCAGCCAUGGACUCCAGCGUCGUGGUGGAAAACAUCUACCUCCUGGUCAUCGUGACGCUCAUCAGCGUCCUCCAGAACGCUUUUUUUGCUCAGAAGGUAGAGAGGGAAUGCAAGAAACCUGAUGGCCACACAUCUGCUUUCGAGCGAUUAUCUUGUGCCAACCGUAACUGCAUGGACGCGUAUCCCACGUUCCUGGCAGCGAUGUGGUGCGCCGGGGUUUGUCUCACUCAAGCUCCUGCAGCCUUCGCCGGGAUCGUCUACCUCCUCGUCAGGCAGAAGUAUUUUAUUGGAUACUUGGGACAGACCUGUCAAAGCACUCCCGGCUACCUGUUUGGAAAGCGCAUCAUAGGUUUCCUGCUCCUGAUGAGCGUGGUGGGCGUGUUCAACCACCUGCUGCGCCGCUACCUGGGCGGGGGCUACAAGGAAUACGUAGAGACCAUCACCAACGCUGCAUCUGCCCUCCUGCUCAUCCCGUAGAGCUGCACACAUUUAUCCUUCAGCUCAUCAAGCUGUUGAAUUUAAAAAAGAUUUGCUCUCUUGUGUGUAAAAAAACAUUUAUUGGUUUCUUUUUAAAUUACAGGAAUUACGAUAUCCCCACACCAAAAUGUUGAUUGUUUAGCACGGACAUCUGUAAACAUUGCAUUUUCUAGUACCAGUUCAACCCCAAUAGAGUACAAAAGCUGGAAAUAAUUUGACACUGAACCAUGCAAAUAAAAUGUCUUUUUAUACACACAGAUUGUCUGAAUCAUCUUCAUGCUAUCCAGAAUUUCCUCUUCAGGCCAUGAGAGUGGUUUUCUAACACUGAAUAGAAGAGAAAUCUGGGCCCAGCAACUAAAACAGCGAAGUUGCAGCAGUCUGCAAGGGUGCCGGUUCCACGCCCGACGGGCCGACAGCAGACCGUUCAUCGUGCUCAUUUUACCAAUCUUGUUGAAAACUGCACAGAAACGUUCCCCUCCUCUUCCUCAACAGCUGGGUCAUGUCAGUCUGACCUUUGGUUGUAGGAGACACAAGGAAAAAAAUCAUAUAAGUCAGGUCUCUACAAACAAAUACCACACAUACAUACACAUUAUAUACAUACGCAGGGUCGGUGCCAGAGCAAAUAUUCAGAGCGGGCACGAGGCUUAUUAGGACGGGCACCAAAUCAGUCGUGUAGGACAGCAUUUUAAGGAAAAAAGUGCAUUCUCACUGCUUUCCUAUUAAUAAUCUGUCUAAAACAGCCUUUCUGGUGAAUAAAAUCACCCCAGACACCCCAGAGUAAAAUAUAAUUAAAAACCGCACUGCAUCGCUCUGACUGUAAAUGCAUAAGUCCCGUUUAUUUUGUAUCAAUAACUUGAACACGAUAACUGCACCAGAGUAGAAGUCAUCGUUCACUGCUGUGCUUGGUUGCCACGCUGAUGGACUGAAACUAUGGUGAUUUUUAUAAGAAAGACUGCCUAAAGAGACUUUUCCAGCCGGCUUCACGCCGGCUGGAAAAGUGAAGCCUGAUUUAUGGUUCUGCGUUAAAUCGACGCAGAGCCUACACCGUAACGUACGCGGCGAAGCGCACCGUACGUGCGAGGAAAUUCGGACAGGCACAGCUGAUUUAGCGGAGCUCUUUAAUGCAGAAACAGAGGAUGAGACUUCAAUGGGUUUGAUUAAUGUAAAAACUGAAAUAAAGUACAAUCAAAC
Molecule: messenger RNA, 1786 nt
Organism: Cololabis saira (Pacific saury)
Lineage: Eukaryota; Metazoa; Chordata; Actinopteri; Beloniformes; Belonidae
Gene: alox5ap
Product: arachidonate 5-lipoxygenase-activating protein
Exons: 5
Coding region: 125-595 (156 amino acids)
Biological process (GO): leukotriene biosynthetic process
Cellular component (GO): endoplasmic reticulum; nuclear envelope; membrane
Molecular function (GO): leukotriene-C4 synthase activity; enzyme activator activity; glutathione transferase activity
Source: RefSeq, a predicted model, not a curated record